Molecule: messenger RNA, 786 nt
Organism: Pelecanus crispus (Dalmatian pelican)
Lineage: Eukaryota; Metazoa; Chordata; Aves; Pelecaniformes; Pelecanidae
Source: RefSeq, a predicted model, not a curated record
CACAAAUCUUGGUGCCUGCAGCACUGCCCUUUGGCUGCUCUGCAGGGACAGUCCCUGGAGACAUCUGCAUCUCUGCUCCUGCGUGCUGCAAUCCUGCCCCUCAAACACCUCUAUGGCAUCAAGAUGCAGGUGUGGGGCUCUGAGCAUCUGAACAUCAAGGAGCCCUAUGUGAUAGUUUGCAACCACCAAGCUUCCCUUGACCUCAUGGGCAUGGUGGAGGUCAUUCCUGACCGCUGUGUGCCCAUCGCCAAGAAGGAGCUCAUGUACAUGGGCACCGUGGGGUGGGCCUGCUGGCUCAGUGGCAUCAUCUUCAUCGACCGCCACNGACGUAGCAGGUCCCAGGGUGCUCUGGUCAGGGUCCAUGCUCCCAUCUCUCCCUGUCCUGUGCAGCUCCGAGUGUUGAUUUUUCCUGAAGGCACCAGGAACCAGGGAAAAUCCAUGCUGCCCUUCAAGCGCGGGGCUUUCCACUUGGCCGUGCAGGCUCAGGUUCCCAUUUUCCCCAUUGUGAUCUCCCCGUACUGGGACUUCUUCAGCUCCAAGGAUAAGAAAUUCACCUCUGGGACGUGCACCAUCCGAAUCCUCCCCAAGGUAGACACCCAGGGCCUGAGCCCGAAGGAUGUCCCCGAACUGACAGAGACUGUCCGCCAGGCUAUGGCUGAUGUCUUUGCCGAGAUGUCUGCAAAUCACUUGGGGGAAGAGGCGGCUGAGCAGCCCCUUGGGGCCGGUGCUCGCAAGGGGGUGGGCAGCCCGCAGUGUGAGGAGGACACAACCAGGACCAGCAAUUAG